This is a messenger RNA of Syngnathoides biaculeatus (alligator pipefish), 2145 nucleotides long. RefSeq names its product ATPase family AAA domain containing 1b (gene atad1b). The coding region runs from base 264 to 1733 and encodes 489 amino acids. The transcript has 10 exons. The record is from RefSeq and is a predicted model, not a curated record. Gene Ontology annotation, cellular component: mitochondrial outer membrane. Lineage: Eukaryota; Metazoa; Chordata; Actinopteri; Syngnathiformes; Syngnathidae. Gene Ontology annotation, molecular function: ATP binding; ATP hydrolysis activity.
AUGGAUGGACACGUUGAGAGAUUGAUAAAUAGAUGGAUUAGACUCGUUAUCCCUUGAGAGAGAGAGGGAGAGUAAACUCUUACAUGGGUAACUUAGCAAAAUUCUCAAAUGAACUUGAUGCUCAAACGGUCCACCACAAUGAGGUUACAAUGACGUCACAACAGUCUCAGGAUUCCCAUAGACUAAUCGGAUAAAAUAACAAUAGGUGAAGCGUGAAGUUUUUUUUCUACCACCUGUCGUCCCUAACCUCUUUGACACACAAGAUGGCGUCAUUUGAAACCCAUCCAUUGGUAGUCCUUGGCUCCUUUUGGAAACUUUCUGUUUCGUCUUUCAACUAUGAAAAUGUCCCUCGGUUUUGCUGUACAAAACCACAGGUUUAUGCUUUUCGGUUACGAUUGAACACUUUAACGGACGCGAUGACGACGACGCGACGGUCGGACGGUGUUGACGCCCGCCCGUGCGUCAACGUGUGUCAUUUUUAUAAUGAGGGGCGUGACAAGAUUUCCCCAAUCUGUCACAAUGCUGUGUCUGGUCUGAUUGCUCACAAGAGAGUUCCCCAAAAUGUCCACUCAAAAUCCCUUUGGAGUUACCGGGAAGUCCGAUACGAGUCCGAACGACUGGUUGGCUACGUGAGCGACGUCUUGAGGUGCGGCUCGCCGGCGUCGUUCAUCAUGGUGCUGAGGGAGCUUCCGGUGGAGCAGGUGGCGCGGCCCCUGGGCAGGAACGAGGUGCUGGGGCUCCUGUUCCGCCUCACCGUCUUCGGCGCAGUCACCUACUUCACCAUCAAGUGGAUGGUGGACGCCGUCGACCCCACGCGCAAGCAGAAGGUGGAGGCGCAGAAACAAGCAGAGAAGUUGAUGCGGCAGAUCGGCGUCAAAGACGUCAAGCUGUCCGAGUACGAGAUGAGCAUCGCUGCGCACCUGGUGGACCCGCUGAGCAUGCAGAUGUCGUGGCGCGACAUAGGCGGUCUCGACGAGGUCAUCACAGAACUGCAGGAGACUGUCAUCAUGCCCGUCCAAAAACGACAUCUCUUCCAAACAUCUAGACUUCUGCAGCCCCCCAAAGGGGUCCUGCUGUACGGGCCGCCCGGUUGCGGCAAGACCCUGAUCGCCAAGGCGACGGCCAAGGAGGCGGGCUUCCGCUUCAUAAACCUGCAGCCCAGCACGCUGACGGACAAGUGGUACGGCGAGUCGCAGAAGCUCGCCGCCGCCGUCUUCUCGCUGGCCGUCAAACUGCAGCCCGCCGUCAUCUUCGUCGACGAAAUAGAUUCGUUCCUGAGGAAUCGCUCGAGCUCGGACCACGAGGCGACGGCCAUGAUGAAGGCGCAGUUCAUGAGUCUGUGGGACGGCCUGGACACGGACCACCGCUGUCAGGUGAUUGUCAUGGGCGCCACCAACCGACCGCAAGAUCUGGACUCGGCCAUCUUGAGGAGGAUGCCCACCAGGUUUCACAUCAACCAGCCGAGUUUGCGUCAGCGGGAGGAAAUCCUCAAACUUAUCCUGGAAAAUGAGAGCGUAGACAAGUCGGUGGAGCUUUCCGAGAUCGCCAAGGAAACGGAAGGAUUCUCCGGAAGUGACCUUCGGGAGAUGUGCCGCGAUGGCGCCCUGCUGUGCGUUCGAGACUUUGUACACACUCGCAGCGACGCAGCUUCCCGUUUGUGGCUCUCAGCCCGUCGGAGGAUUUCAUCCGUCCCAUUCACGCGUCUGACCUUCAGAGGGCCAUUGUCAAGAUGAGGAAAUCAAAGAUGGCGGGGGGGCACGGCGCCCUGUUGCACUCCGCUCUAGAUUGAACACCCUGCGAAGCAACAGUCCACAGCGGUGCUGGUUGGAUUUCAGCCCGAUCAGCAAUCAAAAUGUUCACGUGCCACCUCGUAUUUGUCGUCCAAUUUGGACAUGAUCAACAUUGAGGCUCAAUCCACCAAAUGACGUCCAAGGCCGUGCCAGGCCCGCCUGUCGUCUUUUUUUUUUUUUUUCUUGCUGAAGCUUGUUUUGGAAAGUCCUUUCCCAAAAAUUCUUGAAAAAAAAUUGUGUAAACUGGAAUUGUUGUUUCCAUAUUUAUGGCUUUAAUGUGUCUCCUUCCUAGAGGAAAGUUUGUAAAGUUAUUGUAGAUAAUCAUGUCAUUAAACUCUUAAGUUCAAUCAAAGAA